AUGUCCCGUGCCAAACCCGUCACCCACGAAAUCCCUCCGAUGAAAGACCUGACCACAGAGAACAUCACCGAGAACGUAAACCUAAUCAACUCACAAUGCGCCGACCCUCGGCUCCGCUUUCUCAUGGAGCGAUUGGUCGUUCAUCUGCACGCCUUUGCGCGCGAGACCCGAUUGUCCAGCAGAGAAUGGGCAGCCGGACUCGACUUUCUCGUAGCAAUCGGACAAAUCAGCAACGACCUACGCGGGGAGAUGAUUUUAUUAUCUGAUACAUUGGGGUUGAGUAUGUUGGUUGAUUCAAUCGAUCAUCCACGGUCAGCGAACUUCACAGAGGGGACUGUACUGGGACCGUUCCAUACACACGACGCGCCGGUGACUGAGAACGGGUAUGUGCUUCACAGCGACCCGGAUGCGACGAGAUUGUUUGUAUUGUGUACGGUCAAAGAUGCAAAAGGGAAUGCCGUAGGGGAUGUGCAGUGUGAUGUAUGGGAGGGGGACAGCAAAGGAUUUUAUGAUAUACAAAACCCGAAUCGAGCGGAGCCUGAUGGACGCGCGGUGCUACGGUCGAGCAAGGAUGGUGUAUUCUAUUUCAAUGCGGUUGUGCCCGUACCAUAUCCCAUCCCGGACGAUGGACCUGUCGGUAAGAUGUUGAAGGCGCUCAAUCGUCAUCCGAAUCGACCAGGGCAUGUGCAUUUCAUGUUCCAGAAGGAGGGCUACGAUACUCUCAUCACAGCGUUGUAUCCUCGAGGAGAUCCUUAUGAGACGUCAGACCCGGUCUUUGGUGUGAAGCAAUCCUUGAUCGUGGACCUUGAAGAAGUGGAUGAAGCAAUCUCGAAACAGUAUGAUGUGGCUGUUGGGACGAAGUUGCUACGGUAUGACUUUAUUCUUGCGACGGAAGAGGAGGCCAUGGAGAUGCGGAUAGCCAAGGCGACCGAAGCUAUUGAUGGGCUAGGUGUGAAGGCAAAGAUUGUCAAUGGGCUGCCCAUUCCCGAGUUAGAUUGA
Molecule: messenger RNA, 999 nt
Organism: Talaromyces amestolkiae
Lineage: Eukaryota; Fungi; Ascomycota; Eurotiomycetes; Eurotiales; Trichocomaceae
Exons: 1
Coding region: 1-999 (332 amino acids)
Biological process (GO): catechol-containing compound metabolic process
Molecular function (GO): ferric iron binding; catechol 1,2-dioxygenase activity
Source: RefSeq, a predicted model, not a curated record